GAUGUGUUUCCGGUCCGGUCGCUGCGGCUGAGGCCUAUGCAGCAAUGGCUGCCCGAGGCUCUGCGUUUGUGGCUCUUCCCAAGGCCCUCUUGCCGCCGGGACCCGCCGCCUGUUCGGCCGAGGAAGAGACGCAUUGAGUCUAAUCCAGAAGAGUUUGAACAGGAGCAAAUAAAAAGGCAAAAACUUGGUAUUUUUGGUAUUCUGGCAAGGGGAAUUGCCAGUUUAAUUACACUCCCAUCGCAGUUGGCAUCCAAAUAUCUUCAGACAGAAGACAAGCAUGAAGAAGCCAAAGAUGAGUUUUUUUCGAAUGCUUCAAAUGGUACUUUUUCUGACAAGCAAAUGAAACCUACCACUGGGAAGCUAAUGUUGGAUAAGAGAACUAGUUGUGGUACCAGUGUGCAUCCAGAUGUAGAAGUGUUGUCUGACUACCACAGAGUUAUGCCCUAUCUAAGGUAUGACUGUAAUGCUGGGAAAAAUAGUAAGAAAAGACAUAGUUCAUUUCAAGAAGAAUUGCUACCAUGGGGACUUGCUACUCACCGGCAUAAGGUAGAAGGUUCUGCUCUAGAUGCUGGACGAUAUUUAAGGAGACCUCAUUAUACUGUGGAAGAGGAGUUCAAGGUGGCCUGCAGGGAUCUUCGUCCCAUUUUUCUCCUCAACAGUCCAGUGGGGUGCAUGAAGAAACAGUUUGUGCAAAUGGAGGGAUGGUGGCAUGAAAGCCAGGGAGUUCAGAAUGAAGAGCGAGAGAAAUACAAAAAACUGCUGGAGCAAGAAAAAGAAAAGCGCUUUAAAAAUAAUCCUAGCCCCAACAUUGCCAAGCACUUACACUUAACAACAGAAAGAUAUUCAGAACCAGACAGAAUAGUGGUCCGGAAAAAAGAGUAUAUAAUGCACCCCAUGGCAAAUGAAUUAUCAGAAGAAGUAUCACUUAAGUUAAACCUGGGACAAGAAGGCUCUUCUGACAGAAGGCGCUGUUUAGGUGAAAUAAAAGAACAGAAAUAUCUCAGCUUGGACAAGACUACAGAGCACUUUUCUGACCUGACAGAGCAUAUGGAGCGAGAGAUAGCAAAUGUACUAAGUUACGGCCAAGAAGAUGAAGUUUUGACAAGUGCCUUCAAGCUGAAUAUUACACGAGGAGACAUUCAGACUCUAAGAAACCAACAAUGGCUCAACGAUGUGGUCAUUAACUUCUAUAUGAAUCUUUUAGUGGAAAGAAAUAAGAGACAAGGACUACCACUUCUUUAUGCUUUCAAUACUUUCUUCUAUCCAAAGUUAAGUUCUGCAGGCUAUAAUGCGGUACGAAGAUGGACCAAAGAAGUGAACUUAUUCCAACAUGAUUUGAUCUUGGUGCCAAUUCAUAUAAGGGUACAUUGGGCAUUAGUGGUCAUAGACAUGAGGAGGGAGACCAUCAAAUAUUUUGACUCAAUGGGACAAAGUGGCCACAACAUCUGUAUGAAAUUGCUGCAGUAUCUGCAGGAUGAAAGCAAAGUCAAGAGAAACCUGGAGAUUAAUCCUUCAUCAUGGACACUUUAUAGUAUGAAACCAAAUGAAAUUCCACAGCAGCGGAAUGGCAGUGACUGUGGAAUAUUUGUCUGCAGAUAUGCAGAUUUUGUCUCCAGAGAUAAACCCAUUGUAUUUUCACAGUGUCAUAUGCCUUAUUUCCGCAGAAAGAUGGUGUGGGAGAUACUUCAUCAACAGCUGCUAUAGCUCCAUGAAUCGGACAGUAUUAUGUACCUGUCAUCUGGUAACAAAAUAAGUGACUUGUUAGGUGUCUGAUCCCCAUACCUCUGUCUUACACAACACGAUUCAAAGUACCCUUUUGUAUGAACAUCAUUGCAGACCACAAAGCAUAUUUAAGAGCAUGUAUUUGCAUUGGAAUCUUUUUCAUUCAAAGGGCUAAUCAUGGAUCAAAGCAAAACUCAUUCUACUGGAAGGUGGAAACCUUCUUUCUAAAACUGGAUUUGUAGUGAUUUUGAAAGAUGGAAACUCUUUUGAUUUGUAACAAAUCCUUAGUUAAAAGCCCUAGAUAGGGGUCACUCUUUAUUUAAAAGUAUUAUAACUUUGUCUGAGACUAUUUAUUUGUAUUGUAUUUAAAUGAACACAUGUUGAAAUUCCAAAAUGCUUUUAUGAAUUAAAAUUAGAAAUAUUUAUCUAUUAACCGGUUUUAAAUUAACGUGAACAGCACUAUUACUUUUGUUCAGAACAUUUGAGGUGGCAGAAGUCAGUAAAUGCUGGAAAUAAAAAUAUUUUCUCUCA
Anolis carolinensis (green anole) is the source of this 2253-nucleotide messenger RNA. It is a transcript of the gene senp2, whose product is annotated as SUMO specific peptidase 2. The record is from RefSeq and is a predicted model, not a curated record. The transcript is spliced from 16 exons. NCBI's taxonomy places the organism in Eukaryota, Metazoa, Chordata, Lepidosauria, Squamata, Anolidae. Gene Ontology annotation, molecular function: deSUMOylase activity. The coding region runs from base 37 to 1704 and encodes 555 amino acids. Gene Ontology annotation, cellular component: nucleus. Gene Ontology annotation, biological process: protein desumoylation; proteolysis.